Molecule: messenger RNA, 675 nt
Organism: Spea bombifrons (plains spadefoot toad)
Lineage: Eukaryota; Metazoa; Chordata; Amphibia; Anura; Pelobatidae
Gene: RPS10
Product: ribosomal protein S10
Exons: 6
Coding region: 155-658 (167 amino acids)
Cellular component (GO): cytosolic small ribosomal subunit
Molecular function (GO): RNA binding; structural constituent of ribosome
Source: RefSeq, a predicted model, not a curated record
UAUUUUCGACAUAAACAGAAUACGUCAUUCAUUUUCUUUUCACGCAGGCACUACCAAGGACGACUAUUCCGGGGCCCUUGCCUUAGAAGGGAAAUCCGGCUGCUCUGCGCAAACUCCUUCCUUUCCUGCUCAGGCCGCCAAAGAAGCCGCUGAGAUGUUGAUGCCCAAGAAGGACCGUAUUGCCAUCUAUGAGCUCCUCUUUAAGGAGGGUGUCAUGGUGGCCAAAAAGGAUGUUCAUAUGCCAAAGCAUCCAGAGUUGGCUGACAAAAAUGUGCCCAACCUUCACGUUAUGAAGGCCAUGCAGUCCCUUAAAUCUCGUGGCUAUGUAAAAGAGCAGUUUGCCUGGCGACACUUCUAUUGGUACCUGACCAAUGAAGGUAUACAGUACCUGCGUGAUUUCCUGCACUUGCCCCCAGAGAUCGUUCCUGCAACUCUGAGAAGGAGUCGCCCUGAAACUGGCAGGCCCCGCCCUAAAGGAUUAGAGGGUGAGCGCCCAGCACGGCUGUCACGUGGUGGUGAGGCUGAUAGAGACACAUACAGACGCAGUGCUGCUCAACCUGGUGCUGAUAAGAAGGCAGAAGCUGGAGCUGGUGCAGCAACGGAAUUUCAGUUUAGAGGAGGAUUUGGCCGUGGCCGUGGACAGCAGCCUCCCCAGUGACAUAAAUGAGUUAUUGU